Molecule: messenger RNA, 3414 nt
Organism: Nerophis ophidion (straightnose pipefish)
Lineage: Eukaryota; Metazoa; Chordata; Actinopteri; Syngnathiformes; Syngnathidae
Gene: crtac1a
Product: cartilage acidic protein 1a
Exons: 14
Coding region: 138-1781 (547 amino acids)
Biological process (GO): axonal fasciculation
Source: RefSeq, a predicted model, not a curated record
CCUCCUCCUGUUUCGUAAAGCUGAUGUUUUGCAACGUUUUUAUUGGUGAUGUAACAUUAUAGACGUUAAAUGCGCUUCAAAAUCUGCCCACCGUCAUUUUCACCUUCACUCACUGAAACAAAGCUCGGGAUUCGGCAAUGUGGCCUGCAAAGCUGCUGAUCCUCCUGGUGGGGCUCUGGCACCAGUCUCACUGUCAGAGCAGGGAUCCUAUGUUCCAAGAAGUGACACAGGCCAUCUUUCCUCCUGAUCAGCUGCACAAUCCCACACAGCUCAACUAUGGAAUGGCGGUCACAGACGUGGACGGCGAUGGCGAUCUGGAAGUGGUGGUAGCAGGAUACAAUGGACCCAACCUGGUGUUAAAGUACGACCGCACUCAGAAGAAGCUGGUAAACAUCGCAGUGGACGAUAGUAACUCGCCGUACUUCGCUCUGAGGGACGUAGCGGGGAAUGCCAUUGGGGUCACAGCCUGUGAUGUGGACGGAGAUGGACGGGAAGAGAUCUACUUCCUCAACACAAAUAAUGCCUACUCUGGACGGGCAACUUACUUCGACAAGCUCUUCAAGUUCCGUAACGGUCGCUUUGAGGAUCUGCUCAGUGACGAGCUCAAUGUGCGCCGUGGCGUUGCUAACCGCAUGGCGGGGCGUUCUGUGGCAUGUGUUGACAGAAAGGGAACCGGCCGCUACUCGGUCUACGUGGCAAACUACGCCAGCGGCAACAUCGGCCCCCACGCUCUUUUAGAGAUGGAUGAGGCUGCUAGUGAUGUGGCAAAUGGCGUCAUCGCCCUGUCUGAUGUUGCUGCCACAGCUGGAGUCAACAAGCUCACAGGUGGACGCGGUGUUGUGGUUGGACCCAUCCUCAGUGAUACAAGAUCUGAUGUUUUUUGUGACAACGAGCGAGGACCCAACUUCCUGUUCAAGAACAAUGGAGACGGGACUUUUGCUGAAGUUGCCAGGCAGACAGGUGUGGAGGACCAGCAUCAACAUGGUAGAGGAGUAGCACUGGCAGAUUUUAACGGUGAUGGAAGGACAGACAUCGUCUACGGCAACUGGAACGGUCCACACAGACUUUACCUGCAGGGCGGUGACUCUAAAUUCCGGAAUAUUGCGACUGCAGGAUUUGCAUCUCCCUCCCCAAUUCGCACGGUUAUAGCAGCGGAUUUUGACAAUGACGGACAACUUGAGGUGUUUUUGAACAAUAUUGCCUACAGAGGAAAUGCACCCAACAAGCUCUUCAGAGUUUCAAGAAGAGCCAAUGAUGACCCUUUAAUCCAGGAACUGGAUAUAGGAGACGCCGUGGAGCCUCAAGGCAGAGGAACAGGCGGCACUGUGACAGAUGUGGACGGCGACGGACAGCUGGACCUACUGAUAGCGCACGGAGAGAGCGCGGCACAGCCCAUCUCCGUCUUUAGGGUCACACAGGGCUCGACCAAUAAAUGGCUUCGAGUCGUCCCUCGCACCCAGUUCGGAUCCUACGCGCGAGGUGCCAAAGUAAGAGUCUUCACGAAGCUGAGUGGCGCCCACACACGCAUCAUUGAUGGAGGCUCUGGGUAUCUGUGUGAGAUGGAGCCAGUCGCACACUUCGGUUUAGGAGGCGAUGAGGCGACGGUGUUGGAGGUCUCCUGGCCUGACGGUACCACAACCACUCGUGUCCUCCAGCCUGAAGAAAUGAACUCAGUGGUGGAAGUAACGUACCCCAGCGAGGGAGAAAUGUCCACACUUAACAAUGACACCCAGUGUGGUCAAGGCUUUGCUGUGAAGAACGGCCGCUGCACAGGAAUCUGAAGACUUCAUUUAAACGUUCUCUGAACUUUGCUUAAAGCCAAGCUUUUUUUUUUUUCCUUUUACUCUAUGAGUAUUAAUAAUAAUAAUGGAUUAGAUUUAUAUCGCGCUUUUCUAUUGUUAGAUACUCAAAGCGCUCACAGAGAAGUGGGAACCCAUCAUUCAUUCACACGAUGGUGGUGGUAAGCUAUAUUUGUAGCCACAGCUGCCCUGGGGUAGACUGACGGAAGCGUGGCUGCCAGUUUGCACCUCCGACCACCACCAAUCAUUCAUUCAUCAUUCAUUCACCGGUGUGAGCGGCACCGGGGGAAAAGGGUGAAGUGUCCUGCCCAAGGACACAACGGCAGCGACUUUGAUGUCCAUAGGUGGGAAGCGAACCUGCAACCCUCAGGUUUCUGGCACGGCCGCUCUACCCACUACGCCAUACCGCCCCGUAUUAUUUUGUACUUGACAAUUUCACAGGUCACCUAAUGUUACAAGUUUUAUUUCCUUUGUGCCAACUCCUGAAAUGAAAUGUUAACAGUUUUCAGAUUGCGACUAACUAAUUAACAAGCCAUGUCCUCUAUAAGUGAUUGAUUGACAACUCGUGUAUGUGUACCUUUUGUAUUUUCCUGCCACCAUCCAAUCUGUAGCACCAGCUUCAUUGUUGGCCAAUUCCAGUUCCAGGUUUGAGGCCUCCAAUUUUCAGAUGCUUUCAUUAGUAUUUUAUCUAAAUUGGCAGAGAAGUGACUAGUUAAGCAGCAGUAUUGCAAUUAGAUUAGAUUAGAUUAGAUUAGAUAGUACUUUAUUUAUUCCGUCAGGAGAGUUCCUUCAGGAAAAUUAAAAUUUUCAGCACAAUCCCAUUCAAGUUUAGACAAACAUUACAGGGAGACAGAACAGGAUCGCUGACGGGUCUGCCGGCUUCCAGCGCCCCUUACAAAAAAGAUGAGAUACAGGUAAACAAGGAGGGGGAAUAGAAGAUUAAAACAAAAUAAAAAAGAAAUCGGUCUUAGCCUGGGCCCUGGAGAGGAGGUGCAGACUGAGGCCAAGGGAAAAAACAACAAUUCAUAGCCAUGGUACACAUCCCUCUUACAUGUGUGUAAGAGGGAAACAUCAAACAUCAAAGAACACAGAGGACAUUAAAGACAUUAAGGCAUCAGAUACAACCAGACACUUCUACAUACUAGCUAUGAAUAAAAAGUAAAAGAAACAUAUCCACUGUGGUGGCCUCUGGGGUGUUCCACGCCAUCGUCCGCUGGGGUGGAGGGAGCAUGGCCAGAGACAGGAGCAGACCCAACAAAGCAACCAAGACAGCCGACAAUUAGACAAUUGUACAGCAUUUUUGCAUGUUUUGAUCUUAGUGUUCCCUGAAUGAAGCCCUACUUUGUGCAUUUUGCAGUCUGCAUACGAUCAUAUUGGAAAAAAGGGAACUGAAUGCAUGAUAUCGCAGCCUGUGAUGCAAGGCAAAGCUAAUUCGAGAUGCAUGCACAUUAGAUUUUUUUUCUUCUUUCGGCACAAAAUUGAUGACAAGAUACUCCUCAUAGUGUUUUAGUAUUACAUCCAUUUGUUUUCCUCUGCUAUUUCCUGUUCAUUUUUACUAGCAGCUGUUGACUAAUAGCAAACGAUAACAUUAUGUAAAUAAAGACUCUUGAAUGCA